Messenger RNA from Branchiostoma belcheri (Belcher's lancelet), 3346 nucleotides. Its product is annotated as histone-binding protein N1/N2-like. Gene Ontology annotation, cellular component: nucleoplasm. Gene Ontology annotation, biological process: CENP-A containing chromatin assembly; DNA replication-dependent chromatin assembly. The coding region runs from base 121 to 1842 and encodes 573 amino acids. The transcript is spliced from 20 exons. Lineage: Eukaryota; Metazoa; Chordata; Leptocardii; Amphioxiformes; Branchiostomatidae. Gene Ontology annotation, molecular function: histone binding. The record is from RefSeq and is a predicted model, not a curated record.
AUGUCAUCAGCGCGGAAUAAAAGGCGCGAAAGCCGCGAGGUGUUGUGCAGUGGAAGCCUCAGUCGCAGGAAAGUUCUGACCAAAAUCCUCUAAUUCACACGUACCAGCAAAUCUUACAACAUGGCAACGGACGUAGCAGCACCAAGUACUUCGUCAGGCAGCCCAAGCAAGGACCUUGAUAGUGAAGCGAAAGAUCUGAUUGGCCAAGGUCGGCGCCAUCUGGUAAUGGGAGAGAUUCCAAAUGCCGUCAACUGUUUCCAGGAGUGCUGCGGCAUCUUGGCUGCCAAAUACGGAGAGACAGCAGAUGAGGUUGGUGAGGCGUACUAUCUGUAUGGGAGGUCCUUGAUAGAACUGGCUAGGAUGGAGACUGGUGUCCUUGGUAAUGCCUUACAAGGAGUACCAGAGGAGUCUGACUCUGAAGCUGAGGAGGGGGAAGACAGCACAGUUGGCAACCCUGAUGAAGUCAAAGGAGAGGAGAGGGAGAAAGUGUCAAAAGAGGUGGGAGAAGCCUUUGAGGCAGUUAUAGAGGCCGCUGAGGCCGCCAAGGAAAAGAAAGGGGAGAAAGAUACACCUGAACAAGAGGCAGAUACAGACAAAAAGGAGGAAAGUGAUGACACCAAGGCAAAGGAUGAUGGGAAGGGAGAUGCUGAUGCAGAAACAAAGGAUGAUGGGAAGAAAGAUAAAGAACCUGACACAAAGGCUGAUGAGAAAGAAGAAAAGAAAGACGAAGCAGAUGCUGAAAAGGAAGAUGCAGAGGACACUGGGAAGUCAGAAGAGGAGGUCAGCCAGGAUGAAGAAAUGGAAACAGGAGAGGACCAAUCAGAGGGAGUUGAAGAAAAGGACUCGGAGAAGGAGUCAGAGAAAGAAUCUGAGGCUUCAGAGGAUGUCAGUAACCUCCAGCUUGCCUGGGAAGUCCUGGAACUGGCCAGGAACAUCUACAGCAAGAAGGAAGCCAAGGAAGACAGGUUAAAGCUGGCCCAGAUCUACCUGCACCUUGGAGAGAUUGGACUGGAGACAGAGAAGUACGACCAGGCUGCUGAGGACUUCAUGUCGUGUCUGAAGAUCCAACAGGAACUGCUGGACGCUGAAGACAGGCUGCUCGCUGAGUCUCACUACCAACUGGGCCUGGCCUACAGUUUGAGCAAGGACUAUGACAAGUCCAUCGAGUACUACCGCAACUCCCACAAUGUUAUCAAAUCCAGAAUAGGCAUGUUGCAAGGCAAGAUUGAAGAGCUGGAGACUGGAAAAGGAAAAGAGCCUGUGUCCUCAGAUGACCCCAUCAUGGUCCAUAGGAAGGAGGUAGAAGAACUGAAUGCUCUGCUGCCUGAGAUCAGCUCCAAGAUGGAAGAUGCUGAGGAGAUGAAGAAGGGAGCGGAGGAGGAGGCCCGUGCCAUCAUGGCCUCAGAACUGGGCAUUGGAGCUGGAGUAUCCUCGUCUUCAUCAGCUGCACCUGCAUCCACGAUUGCUGUGAAGAAGGCAGGGGAAGGGUCAUCGUCGUCUGCCGAGGCCAAACCUGCAGCAGACAUCAGCCACCUUGUCAGGAAGAAGAGGAAGCCAUCUGACGAGGAGAAAGCAGACAGCAGCAGUGAUGCCAAGAAGCCCCGACAGGAGAACGGCGCCGGUGACAAGGCAGAGGUGAACGGGACCGCCGUCAACGGAACAGCCGUCAACGGUGCGGCCACGAACGGCGCCGCCGGAACCAGCAGCACGGAGACCUCACCAGAGAAGGACAAACAACAGGCUAAGAUCACCCCUAAGACUGUCGAGGACCUGAAGAAGGACCAGGAAUCCAAGAAAGACCAGGACACUGAGACUGCUGCCAUGGAGAUGACUUCAUCAUAGGUUACCAUGGAGACGACCUCAUCCUAGGUUACCAUGGUGAUGACCUGUUCUACUACUCUGGACAUGACCACAUGCAAAGGCAAAGGAGUGAAAGAAAACAAGAACACCUUGACACAAAAUGGCAAUAUGUUGUCAUUAAACACAGAUGUUCUAAAUAAACAAAGAGGUGCUUUUAGUUUUCUGACAGGAAUUAAACCAUCCAUUUAAACUACUUUUCGAAGCAUUUCAGUACUUACUCAUAGAUAAACCUUGUAGAGGAAAUAUUUCAACAGGCGUUUGUAAUGUUCUGUUGAUAUGACUGUGAACUAAACAUACAAACCUCUUUAAAUGUGUCGGUCUUUCCAUGUGCGUUCCAAAGAUCAAGAUGUGUUCAUAAAAGACAGGUUUUGCUUCCAAAGUUCUCUCUUCAGGACAUGCCAUGUACUCUUUUCUUACAUUGUCCCCCUUACCAAAAGAUGUUCCAGGAUAGAAGUAACUGUCUUGGCCAUGUACAGAUAUCAAGCUGUUCUGUGUAUAAAAUUCCGUCUGUCUUGAACACGUAUUCCAACUCUGGUGCUGGUCAGACUUCCACUGUGGGUUUAUACUGUAUAAAAUCCUAUAUUUCUAUAUUCCAAAACUAGCUGUUUGCUUAUACAGUGUAUCAUGAAUGUAUGUGUUGUACUACUAAUAAGAUAAAGAUCUAGAGCCUCCGCUGCCAAAAAAGACGGGGUACUAGCUGAUAUACUGUCCCCGUCUUCUAUAGAUUUAGAAUGGUCUUUACACUAUUACAGCUGUUCCAAUCUGUCCUUCACUCACUCACUAUCCGUGUAAUGUGUGCACUUGCAUUAUAGGUGACUCAGACUGCACGUACAAAUGUAUUCUGUCGAAUUCCGAACUUACAUCCGUCACAUUUGGAUAAUUUCCACAGAUAGAUCUUGGUUAUUUUGUUGAUCUUGUGCGGCUUUUUCUGCUUCUACUGGUCAACCAUUAGAAAAAGCACACGUCUAGGACGGCAGAAAAGGCCACAAAGAUGACAACAAAAUAACUCUUACCUAUAAUUCCUCUGCUGGGAGAUGAACAUUUGGACAGAGAUGUCUAUGUUGUAUGUUAUCGUACAUGUACUAUUAGGUCUUGUGAUCAGUCUAGAAUCAGAUCUUCCAUAACAGCUUUCUAACUUUUGAACAUUUAUGUCCCUGCUUACUUGUAUGACCAACAGAGCCAUUUAAGAAUACAGGUUUUCUACUUUUCCAAGAAAUAAAUGAACGCGAAAUUUGGAAGGGACCAAAAUUUGCAAAUCCAGAUAUGUCAUUUUUCUACAUUUUAUAUGUGUUAAAGGUGUUGAGUAUUUCAUCAGAGAAAUUUAUACGCUAGUGUACACAUAGUCAAGACAUUCAAAAUGUGAACAAGUUUCAUCAAAGUCUUUGAUAUUAAGUGACUGAUUUGGAGAAGUGAGACAUUAAAGCAUACAUGUAUAAGCAGACGUGUUGUACUUUAUUCCUUUUUCAAAUAAUAAAGACUUUGGUAA